This is a messenger RNA of Gilbertella persicaria, 2249 nucleotides long. RefSeq lists its product as uncharacterized. Gene Ontology annotation, cellular component: plasma membrane; endoplasmic reticulum. The transcript has 7 exons. NCBI's taxonomy places the organism in Eukaryota, Fungi, Mucoromycota, Mucoromycetes, Mucorales, Choanephoraceae. The record is from RefSeq and is a predicted model, not a curated record. Bases 246 to 1991 code for a protein of 581 amino acids.
UAUGUAUAUCUUUAGUCCACAAGACAAUUUUUUUUCCUUGCAUGAAAUUCCAAGUAUUUUAUUAUUAUUAUUAUUAUUAUAUACAUUCUCUUGAUUAUUAUAACCCUUUUCUUUUUUUGUUAUUAUAAACUGUAAUCAUUUCUACAGAUCCAUUCCUCUCCUUUUCCAUUUUAAAGAAAACAGUAGUAAGCUUGAUACUGUUCCUUCUAGAUAAAUUCUUUUGGUUGGUCAUUUAUUCUAUACAUAUGCUUUUGACUCGUUCGAAAACAAGCUCGGCCAUCAGCAAUAAACGCCAUAAAACUAAAGAAAAUCAACAUGAAGGAUUUCCAAUGAUACCCACUGAUCUCAUUUCGCAAAUUAUGCUCGAUAUGAUGACAGUCUGGAUCUUUGCUUCCCGUGUUGCAGACAACCAACAUUCGACAUCCAAUGCCAAGCCAAACCAGUCUACCUCAAUUCGGUCUUGGGCCACACGCUCAUUUUUAGUCAGAUCCAAAUCAUCGUUGCCAUCAUUGCCACCAGCACCUCUACCACAACCUAAUGAAUCGUCCUUGUCUGAGCACCGUCAAGAGCCAACAAAUAAGUUGCCUAUUUCACUCAAAAGCAUGACUGAUCUUUUAGAAACACCACCUUUGAUUCCGGACGGAAGCUCACUUUCAUUGAUUGAAGAGACGCUGACUCCCCUUUCUUCUGCGUUCUUUCAACCACAAGAAGCAACAAGGGCACCAUCUUUAUCAUCAGAAGAAAAUCAGAGUCAAAGCAUUGUCACUACAGUUGCUUCUUCAAGGGAUAUUAGAUCUGUUCGACGUAGUCUUUCAAGCAUUUUUAACCAUUUUGGAAGCUCAGUCAAAAACGCAUUCAAGAAAAAGACCCGAUCUACAUCAUUUGCUCAACUGAAAAAGACAUUUUCCGUUCAACAACAUUUAUCUACACAUCCACCUGAAGACGCUUCCCCUUUCUAUGCCGAAAUGAGAAAGUCAUGUACUUCGCUUAUUCUUGAAGCUGAUGAGGAAGACUCGCAAGUAUCUUCGAGCUACCAAAUCAGCAGUUAUGAGGAUAAUAACGAAAUAGAGACACCUGUACAAGAAAGGUCGUUGAAUAGUUUACACCAUAAAAAAUCAGAAUCAGAUCUAUAUACCGAUUUCAUCACUCUUCAAGAACCGAGCAGUAUGAAUUCAGCCUUUGUUUCAUUGGAAGAGAAACUAAAUAACGCAUCCAAGCCUGCUCUUUAUUGGGAUGACGACUCAACACAAUCACAACAAUUCAAUCGCCUUUUGGAUGAUAUCUGGGAAACAUCACAAGAAUAUCAAGAUUACUUUGCAGCUGAACAACAACUACAACAACAGCAGGAGCAGCAGCAACAACAACCUAAACUAUGGUCUCCACAAAUGCUAUUAAGAUCCAGUCGAACUGAGAGUAAUAUGAAUCAAUUACAAGACGCAGUUCCCUAUGUAUGUGUAGGUAAAGAAAUUAAUAGCUUGGUGACCAAAGCCUAUAAAAGAUCUAUGUCUGCUUAUUCUAAUAUUCAAGACUAUGAUUUGAAAUGGCAAGCUUCGUUUCAUGAAGAACAAAAGAGCCGAGAUAAAGUGGCCAAGACACUAAAGAGCGUAUCAUGGGCAUUUUAUAGCAUUAUCAAACAUAACCACAAGUUGAACGAGUUCUACUGCGAUGGAAUCUUUGAUGAGAAUGAUACUAGUAUCUCUGAUCUUUCAGAGUACCAACACUAUACUGAACCAUUGACUGAAUGGAAUGAUAUUUAUGAUCAAUUGGCCUAUGUAUUUGAUUGUGGCGAGCUUACUGCUGAGCAUGCAAUCAUUACUUUUAUCUACGUUCGACGUAUGCUGGAUAUUUCAAAACAAAAACUAUGGGAUUUUAGCUGGAGAAUGAUUGUUAUGUCUUCCUUGUUAACAGCAGUCAAAGUAUGGGACGAUUGUGCUAUUUUUAAUGCAGAUUUCGCUAUGAUUUUCCCUGAAUUAAGUUUGGACGUCAUGUAAGUUUAUGGUUGAUAUAUAGCCUACUAACUAAGAGUAUAGCAACAAUAUUGAAAGGGUAUUUUUGACUUAUUUGGAAUGGGAUGUCUCUGUGAAUUGCUCCGAUUUUGCUCGAACGUAUUUCCAUCUUCGAGAAAUUGAGCACAUGAUGGACCAAUGGUGAACUAGUUAUUUUAUGAUUGUAUUAUAUGAAUCCGAUGAUAGAAGAGAAAUCAAAAAGCUUAUAAAACAAUAGUCUUUCGUGUUUUUUUUCUAAAAAAA